Molecule: messenger RNA, 1179 nt
Organism: Rhincodon typus (whale shark)
Lineage: Eukaryota; Metazoa; Chordata; Chondrichthyes; Orectolobiformes; Rhincodontidae
Product: DENN domain-containing protein 3-like
Exons: 9
Coding region: 1-1179 (392 amino acids)
Biological process (GO): regulation of Rab protein signal transduction
Cellular component (GO): cytoplasmic vesicle
Source: RefSeq, a predicted model, not a curated record
AUGUUCACUGGGGUAGACUUUGGUCAUGGGAUGAAGCUGUGCCAUGAGUUGAAGCAGGCUGCUGGCCUUACCUUCAGGACAAUGAACAAAGGAAGUGAGUCGGUCGCAGGUGAUGCAGAAGUCGGCUUGCAGAGUCACAGGUUGCUGGAGAUGUGCCUCAUUAUUGGGAUUCCUCCCAAAAUCCUGCGGCGAGUGAUCCAGGACAUGCACAACAAUUUCUUUGAUACUACAGAUGUCAUUCCAGAAGUUUUGUCCAUUCACGCACCACCAUUCACUGGGCCUCAGACAAAUGCUCACACCCACUUGCAGAGCCCACUGCAAAAGCCAGAGGAGAUCACAGUACCAACGUUCUCUUCGGGCCAACUCUUUGGAAAUGUGGAACAUUUUAAGGAGCACCUCAGCGUUCCGAGGGGAAUUGAGCUGUGUGGCCUGCCGGAGCUGUGCUUCCCAGAUGGAUUUAAGCUUCCAGUGGAAGAGCAGGAAGAGUCUUUCCAUUUCCUGGUCCUGACAGAUAUCCUCGGGAACAGACAGCAGGGAGUGGUACUUCACAUUAACAGAGAGAUAAAGGAGUCCGAUCUAUACCAGUCUCCCCCCGAGGGCAUUGACCCCACAAUGGACUGUACCGAAUCUUUCAAUAUCCUGGUUCCCUUUGGGAUCUGUGUCAUCACCAAGUUUCCAUAUUACACAGUCCUGAAGGACUGCCUUUCCUGCCUGCUGCUAGACCUGAAGUCCUGUGGAGAGAGAGAGUUUGAAAUGAAGGUGAAAGAGUUUGCAGCUCAGUUAGCUCUUGUCCCAUGCCCACCGCCAGGAUCCAUCCAGCUGUGCUUUGAGUUGGGCCCUCUCAGUAUCGUGCUGUCACCUCCUGAGGAUAUCGACAGCCCCGUUAUUGACAUCGGCCUCCAUGUCCCGUUCCUUUGCUUCAAACCGGAGACUGUCCUGCAGAUUGUGACGUACAUCCUGACCGAGCGGAGACUGGUCUUUUUCUCCACAAACUGGCCACUGCUGACCCUGGUGACCGAGUGCUUCAUCCAUUACCUGUACCCUCUCCAAUGGAGACACCCCUACAUUCCAGUGCUGGCCAAUCAGAUGCUGGACCUCGUGAUGGCACCCACUGUCUUCCUCAUGGGCUGCCAUUCCAGACACUUCGAUACAAUCAACGAGCCUGUUGCCCGGACCUGA